CGAUGUUGUUUCUGGUUGCCGACAACGUCGGUAGUCGUGGUAGUCGUCGACAAUUCGAGAUGCGUCCAUCCGACACGACACGAUGUGUUCUGCAUAUGGUGGCCGAGUCGAGCGACGAAUGUCCUUCUAUAAUUUUCUCCACUUUUCUACUGAUAAAUCUUGUUAAAAAAACUCGUCCACCAUGACCACAUCAUCGGAAGAUGUUCUUAUGCAAGUAGGACAGGUCCGUUAUAAAAAAGGAGAUGGCACUUUAUAUGUGAUGAACGAAAGAAUAGCUUUUAUGCUAGAAAAAAGCAACAAAGUAUCUGUCAGUCAUAAAUAUGGUGACAUUAAACUGCAAAAAAUCUCUCCCGAGGGGAAAUCGAAAAUUCAACUGCAAGUAGUUUUACAUGACGGACAAUCAUCGACUUUUCAUUUUGUAAAUAAAAAUGGCCAAGAAGCACAAAUCAAAGAUCGUGACGAUGUGAAGGAAUUGCUGCAACAAUUACUACCGAAAUUCAAAAAGAAAGUCAAUAAAGAACUAGAAGAAAAGAAUAGGUUACUUCAAGAAAAUCCAUCUUUAUUACAAUUAUAUCGCGAUUUAGUAAUCACUCAAGUAGUUUCGUCUGAAGAAUUUUGGGCACAGCAUGCCGUCGAAUACAUGCAGGCAAAAAAGGUCCAACAACAAGAAAUUGGUGUAAAUGGCGCCUUUCUUGCCGAUAUCAAACCACAAGCUGACGGAUGCAAUGGAUUCAAAUAUAAUUUAACCACCGAUAUAAUAGAGUGUAUAUUUAAAACCUAUCCAGCUGUUAAAAGAAAGCACCAGGAAAAUGUGCCUAAUAAAAUGAAGGAAUCAGAAUUUUGGAUGAAAUUUUUUCAAUCGCAUUAUUUUCAUCGAGAUCGUAUCAAUGCAGGGACCAAGGAUCUAUUCACCGAGUGUGCCAAAAUAGAUGAUCAAGAAAUGAAGAAAGACAUUCAAACGGGAAUCAAUGAUCCCUUGCUGGAUAUCACCUCUUUUGAGGAUAAAAAUUUAGAUGAAAAUUACGGUAGUGAAGUGGGAAAGGCAGACAAGCCUUCUGGUAAUAUUGUACAUCAAAAUAUGAUCAAAAGAUUUAAUCAACACAGCAUUAUGGUCAUGAAAGCUAGCACUGCCAAAUCUUCAACAAAUUCAAACGAACCACAAUUAAAUGGAUCCGCUUCUUCGGCGAGUAAACAUCCCACUACAAAUGAUAAUCUAGACGAACCAAAGACUAAAAAGCUCAGGAUACAGGAGAAAUUAUUAUACGAUGAUUUGGAUACGAGCUGUGACGUACAGACAAACAAUGUAAUGCCUCUUAAAUUAACGCAAAUCGAUAGAUAUUUGCAUGGACCAGUGCCGGGAAGUGAAAAAUUUGGAGUUCAUCAAAAAGAAAUACCAAUAAUAUUAAAUCAAAUGAGGAUAGAAACAACAAAAUGGGGAAAUAAUACCAAUUUACCGCGACAAGACUCGAAAACUUUAGUUAGUCCAGGAGCAGCAGUGUUGGCUCUUGGAGAACUGACUCCCGGAGGAGCUUUAAUGAAAGGUUUUAGAGAAGAAAGUCUCGGACAACUAAUACCAAAAGACUUAGAAAAAGAAUUGCGCAACGUCUACGUUUGCCUUUGCGAACUUCUUAAGCAUUUUUGGAGAAGUUUCCCACCAACAACACCUCAAUUGGAAGAUAAAGCCGUUCGUAUGCACGAGGCACUUCAAAGGUUUCAUUCUGCAAAACUCAAACCAUUUGAGGAUCGUAUGCAGAGAGAAUUCUCAGCAGUUAGUCAACAUUUAACGAGUCAUUUAAAUCAACUUUUGAAUGCAGCCUACAAGAAAUUUGCUGUUUGGCAACAACGAAAAAUGCAUAUGAGGUAGCCGUCAUUGAAUACAUUUCAAAUUUAAUUUUUUUAAAAAUUUAAAAUGAAAACAAAAUAAAUAUGAAUGAAUGUAUAUUAAGUUUUACAAAAAAUGUUACCGUAAUUGAAGAAUGUAAAUUUAGGGCGCAAAUAUCAUUAAAAAAAACCAAAGUGAGAUACAUAGAUAGUACGCAUGUUAUAAGAAAAUCCCUUCCCUUCAGGUAGAAAUUGCUUAUUUAUUAUUUGAUAUUACUCUCCUAUUUUAAAGAACCACAAUGCAAAUAAAUCGGGAAUCUCGGUUUUCGUGAUAUGUUAAUUUAAUUAUUUCGCAAUUUUUGAAUAUUAAAGAAGGAUGUUAUGUAUAUAUAAAUUCGAUAUGUAAAUCGUUUAGAAAACUUCAAAAUAGAAAAAUUGUUAUCACUUGUAAUACAAAAAAAUUGUUACGUUAAAAUUUCUCAAUAUUAAAAAAAAAUCAAAGUG
Messenger RNA from Leptopilina heterotoma, 2325 nucleotides. RefSeq names its product general transcription factor IIH subunit 1 (gene Tfb1). NCBI's taxonomy places the organism in Eukaryota, Metazoa, Arthropoda, Insecta, Hymenoptera, Figitidae. Gene Ontology annotation, cellular component: transcription factor TFIIH core complex; transcription factor TFIIH holo complex. The transcript has 8 exons. Gene Ontology annotation, biological process: transcription by RNA polymerase I; nucleotide-excision repair; transcription by RNA polymerase II. The record is from RefSeq and is a predicted model, not a curated record. Bases 182 to 1864 code for a protein of 560 amino acids.